AUGGGAAAAGAUUAUUAUGAAAUCUUAGGAGUUGAUAGAAAUGUUAAUGAAAAUGAUUUGAAAAAAGCUUAUCGAAAACUUGCAUUAAAAUGGCAUCCAGAUAGAAAUCCAAACAAUAAGGAAGAAGCAAGUGAAAAAUUUAAAGAGAUUGCAGAAGCUUAUUCAGUAUUAUCUGAUCCUAAAAAGAAAGAAAUUUAUGAUCGUUAUGGUGAAGAUGGUUUAAAGAGUGGAAUGGGAGCUAAUGGAUUUUCUAGAGAAGGAGGAUUUCCAGGAGGGACAUAUACAUUUACUAGUAAUGGUGACUUUAAUCCAUUUGAUUUAUUCAAUGAAAUGUUUGGUGGAAUGGGUGGAAUUCCAAAAGGAGGAAGAAGUAAAAGAAGUUUCAAUAUGGGAGGAAUGCCAAGAGAGUUUGGAGGAUUUAGUGGAUUUGGAAUGCCACAAGGAGGAAGAUAUACAUUUAAUACAGGAGAUGAUUCUUCUAUGAAUGAAGAUUUUGGUAAACAGAAAGGUGAAGACGUAAUUGCAAAUGUCAAUUGUACUUUAGAAGAAUUGUAUUCUGGAUGUAAGAAAACUCGUAAAAUUACAAAAAAUAUUACUCAUUCAAAUGGAACAACAACUCAAGAAUCAAAUAAUGUUGAAUUAAAUAUUUUACCAGGAUGGAAAGAUGGAACAAAAAUAAGAUUUGAAGGAUAUGGUGAUGAAUCACCAAAUGUUGAACCUGGAGAUAUUGUGUUUGUAGUUAAAACAAUACGACAUCCAUUGUUUACAAGAGAUGGAGAUAAUUUACAUUGUACAAUAACAAUUAAUUUGCUUCAAUCCUUAACUGGAUUUAAAUUAACUAUACCAUUCUUAGAUGGUUCUGAAGUAAGUAAGAAAAUAGAAAAUAUUAUUACUUCUGAUUAUGUUGAAGUAAUUAGGGGAAAAGGUAUGCCAAUAAGAAAAUCACCUGGAAAUUAUGGAGAUUUAUAUAUUCAUUUCAAGAUUCAAAAUCCUACAUAUUUAUCACAACAACAAAAAGAUGAUUUGAAAAAAGUUUUGAAAACAGUACACAAUUGGGCUUAA
Entamoeba dispar SAW760 is the source of this 1062-nucleotide messenger RNA. RefSeq lists its product as uncharacterized. Gene Ontology annotation, cellular component: cytosol. The record is from RefSeq and is a predicted model, not a curated record. The transcript has a single exon. Lineage: Eukaryota; Evosea; Mastigamoebida; Endamoebidae. Bases 1 to 1062 code for a protein of 353 amino acids. Gene Ontology annotation, molecular function: protein-folding chaperone binding.